UUUGAAGUUUUUAUACAUUUUUUAAAUUAAUUUAAGACACACAAAGAAUUAAGUUAAUAGUUUAUUUAAUUAUUUAAUUUUAAGAAGAAUGUGCAUUUCAUCUUUCUAGAAUUUAAGCUUGUUUAGUUGUUCGUAGAAAAAUAUUGUAGGAUGUUUAGAUAAUGGUAUCUUCAGUUUCGUCUCAUGAUGACGAUCUUUUAAGCAGCGCUUUCGCAAAUAUCAGUUUGAUUGCGGAUAAAGCUUGGGCCUACGACCCGGAAGAUUUGUAUCGAAAGCUGAACCAAUCCCUGUGGGUUCAGAUUUGUAAGCUAAGUGUGCAGCAUUCUAAGAAUGGAAACUCGCAGAUUAAACGAGUACGUGACGUUAUUCCUGGAUCUAGAUUGGCUCUAUAUGGAAAUUUCGAGUACGAUGAAGAACGAGAAAAAAAUUACAAAUCUGAGGAAAAUUUUAGGAUUGAACAUUGCGUUGGAACUCAAAGAGUUGGAGUACCAGAACCUUGGAUGUUACAAGAAGUUGAGGAGUACUUCACCCGGUUAAGUCGACAAGUAUCUGCAGCCACGCAUGAUGAACAUUUUGUCUUGAGAAGACCGCAAUACGGAAGAAUGAAAAAUAAUGGAAUCGACAUUAUAGUCAAGGAAAAGGAAGAGGCUUUGCUAAAGAGGAGUAAUAUCACGACUCCAGUUACUCUAGUUGGAAAUCACGAUGGAAGGGAUUCUACAGAACGCCCAUAUAAUUUGAAUAAGGAAAACGACAAAUUUGUCCCACUUCGUUACACUAUCGAAAACCUCGAGGAAAUGGAAUUACAAUUUCGCAUCACAUCCGAUACGGUCCGCAAUUUAUGGAGUCAGGUGCCUCUUCCAGAAACUUAUCCCUAUUCGCCGCACAUGAUGCAACCGCAUCCUCUGAUACAACGCCCAGAACUAGUGCACCUUCAACUUAGUCAAAAACCACAAAAAGCGCGAAAUAAUCAUGAACUUCAUUUUUACAACUGGCAUAAUCAGCAAACUUUCAUCAAAGUUGGACAUUAUAUUCCCACUACUAACCAGGCUAUCGGUCUAAUUCGAGGACCUCCGUUGCCUAUUUUGAGUCCUGAAGUGCCUGAAUUUUUUCCAAAAAAAUGUGCGACCCCAUUCAGUGAAUACGGUGAAAGAGGGGUACCUUUACAAUUUUUCCCCUCGACGUCUGAAACUUGUUAUCAAGAGGAAAUGUUUCCUUAUAACCGAAGGCAGACUGCAACCCCUGUGCCCCAUGGUCCCGCAUUUCAAGGGGCCAGUAUACCAAUUUUGCCUCAUCCAGCAAUAAAUACCAUAAUCCAACAUCCUCAUCAGUGGUUCCACCGAGUAGGUUUACCUUUUCAAUUGCAAGUGCCUGCCUGUACACCACCCCAAACACUUUGUGCCUCUAUUCAACCACUUUGUCCAACUCUUCUCCAACGUCCAGUCCAAUUGCCUGAGAAACCGAUACUUCCGAAUCACGUAACAGCAGCACCUAUUCCCGUCUAUCAAAGACCCCCAGAGUUAUAUCAAGAGUAUCCACAACGUCGGAAAAAUCAAGGGGUCGAUUUCAACAAUCUAAUACUCUUGACAAAAAGCGCUAUCAAAACACGAAAGACUCAAUCCAAGUUUCCUCAGCAGAAUUCAAACAUUACAAGUUCGAAAUCAAAUUCAGAUUUUCUGUGGCCCGAUAAAAGAAAAGAGGAACAAGGCUCAAGAGAUUUUGUUUCUGAAUUCCAAAAUUUGGAAAAUAAAUGCUUCUGUUUAAAAACAAAGAGUUCUGAGCAGGACAGAUUCUAUAAAUCAGAAACAAGUAUUCUAGUGAAUGAAGUAGAAGUUGAUAAAAGCCGGAAAAAGCGACUUUAUAGAGAUGUUCUGACAAAUUCUCCAUCGCUCACGUCAAUUGAUUGUGAGGUCCAUGAAAAUUCUUUUGAGAAAACUUACGAUGACCUUGAACGACAAGCAAUGGAACAAUAUAGAGCUUCUGAAGAAUGCUUGGCUCUUCGGUAUCAAGAGCUCGAACGCCAAGCUUUGGAGCAGUACAAAAACGGUGAAAAUUCCAGUACUACGAAUUUUCUAAAAAUCGAUUUCGUUCAGGCAGACUAUUCGGAGGGGAGCGACGAUCAAUCAUCACUUUUAGAAAAUAAUUGUGUUAGCGAAGAGUGUCCGGAAUUCGGUAGCUGCAUUUCUGUUGAAAAGUCCUCUUCUGCGAAAGAAAGAAGUGUCCUUCACCAAUCCAAAAUCACUAUUUCAAAGCCAGAGGGAAGAUUCGAGUCGAGUAAUCUUCAUCGUUACGGUAGCCAUACAAGUAUUCACUCUAGAGUAAUUGAAAAAAGUCUGACGACCUUAAGCCGCAAUAUAAAUGAAGAUUGGAAACGCACAUCUAAGGGGGCAUCAGGCGAUAAAAUCGAUGAAACCGUAGAGUACAACAAGGCUGUGCGGGGGACACUCAUUGACAAAUCUUGGAUUACUGCGCAGGAAAUUUUAAGAGAAUUCUUGGAGGGUUGGAAAUCUCGCAGCAAUCUAGCAUUCGUGAGAAAUCUUGGAAAUCUUUGGCUAUGUGCAUUCCAAUAUACGAUCCUAUGCGUGGGAUGA
Messenger RNA from Belonocnema kinseyi, 2588 nucleotides. RefSeq lists its product as uncharacterized. NCBI's taxonomy places the organism in Eukaryota, Metazoa, Arthropoda, Insecta, Hymenoptera, Cynipidae. The record is from RefSeq and is a predicted model, not a curated record. The coding region runs from base 162 to 2588 and encodes 808 amino acids. The transcript has 8 exons.